GUGAAAGGUCACAAGAAUCUGGUCUUACUUCCUCUUGAAAGCGGCGACCAUUCAACUUAAACGAGAUGGGCAAGUUCAUGAAACCAGGAAAGGUGGUGAUGGUCCUGGCUGGACGCUAUGCUGGGCGCAAGGCUGUCAUCGUCAAAAAUAUUGAUGACGGCACAUCUGAUCGCCCUUACAGCCAUGCCCUGGUGUCUGGCAUUGACCGCUACCCUCGUAAAGUGACCACCACCAUGGGCAAGAAGAAGGUUGCCAAGAGGUCCAAGAUCAAGGCCUUUGUCAAGGUUUACAACUACAACCACCUCAUGCCCACCAGAUACUCUGUUGACAUUCCUUUGGACAAAACUGUUGUCAACAAGGACGUCUUCAGGGACCCUGCUUUGAAACGCAAAGCUAGGCGUGAGGCCAAGAUCAAGUUUGAGGAGAGGUACAAGACAGGCAAGAACAAGUGGUUCUUCCAGAAGCUCAGAUUCUAAAUUAGCAUCAAUAUUUCAUUAAUAAAUGUUUAAAAUCCA
Messenger RNA from Megalops cyprinoides (Indo-Pacific tarpon), 515 nucleotides. RefSeq names its product ribosomal protein L27 (gene rpl27). Gene Ontology annotation, molecular function: structural constituent of ribosome. NCBI's taxonomy places the organism in Eukaryota, Metazoa, Chordata, Actinopteri, Elopiformes, Megalopidae. The record is from RefSeq and is a predicted model, not a curated record. Gene Ontology annotation, biological process: translation. The transcript is spliced from 5 exons. Bases 66 to 476 code for a protein of 136 amino acids. Gene Ontology annotation, cellular component: cytosolic large ribosomal subunit; ribosome.